ACCAGUUAUGAGUCGGCCGUAAGUGAGGCCCGACUAGUGGACAGACGUGUGAGGCAUGAGUUAGACAGUGGACUACCCCUUACCGGACAGUCCAUACGGGAACAGCCAUUACUGGGCAUACCGUUCACCGCAAAAGACUCCUUCUCAGUAAAAGGUAUGCCCUGGACGUCAGGUUUGUAUGCAAGGAAAGGGAUCACCGCUCCGGUAGACAGCGAAGUGAUUACGAGGUUACGAGAUGCCGGUGCCAUAUUCAUAGGUCUGACUAACGUACCGGAGCUCAUCAUGUGGUGGCACUCGACUAAUAUACUGUACGGUCGGACAAACAACCCGUACGACAGGAGUCGCAUACCAGGGGGUAGUUCGGGGGGCGAGUGUGCGCUCAUAGCCUCCGGUGGUUCCCUCAUGGGGAUUGGGUCAGACAUCGGGGGUUCAAUCCGUGAGCCCUCAUAUUUUUGUGGUAUAUUUGGUCAUAAGACCACUAAUGGUGUUGUAUCUACCAUGGGCAUUUAUCCCAUGUUUGGUGAAUCAAAACAAAGGUUACUAGCUGUUGGUCCUUUCUGCAGAUAUGCUGUGGAUUUGAAACCAAUGCUGAAAGUGAUGUCCGGAAGUAAUGCAUCGAAACUCAAAUUUGACAAAACGGUUGACUUGAAUACCAUUAAAGUGUAUUACAUGGAGGGACACAAUAACCCUGGUAUAAGUCCACUACAACCGGAAGUCAGGCACUCGUUAAACCAAUGCGUCGACUAUUUACGUAAUAAAUGCCGAGACUGUGAGCGCAUAUACCUUAAGGAACUGGAGCUCGGCUUUGAUAUAUGGAUGUGCGCUAUGACUGACCCGACGGCGCCUACACUCGAGCAGGAAUUGGCAAACUUGAAGGGACGGAUCAAUCCAUAUGUUGAAUUAGUGAAGUCCCUGUUAGGUGUGUCUAACAUAACCUUCCCGUCGAUUAUCAGUUGUUUCGAUGACUUGAUUACUGGUCUAUCGAGUGAACAGUAUUUCAAAUUCUUAAAGAAAUUAAGGCUAGAGUUAAGCGAAAAGUUGCACAAAAUUUUGGGAGAUGAUGGUGUGUUUGUAUACCCGGGUCAUCCGGAAACAGCGCCUAAACAUAACGGAACGGUACUUAAGGUGAAGAACAUAUCGUACACCUGUGUGUUCAACACACUGGAUGUGGCCAUCACUUCAGUGCCGUUAGGGCUGUCCACUGAUGGCCUACCCAUCGGUGUGCAGAUCAUUACCAACCCAUUCAACGAUCACUUGAGUAUAGCCGUGGCCGAGGAACUGGAGCGUGGGUUCGGUGGUUGGACUCCACCCGCGGCUAUUAUUUGUUAGUCAUGUCGUUAUAAAAGUUAUCUAGCACAUAAAU
Molecule: messenger RNA, 1363 nt
Organism: Oppiella nova
Lineage: Eukaryota; Metazoa; Arthropoda; Arachnida; Sarcoptiformes; Oppiidae
Source: the annotation of a GenBank genome assembly